AUGAUUAUUCCUCAUGGUCAUUCACAGGAUGAGAGUGAUCUUUAUUUCGGCCAUUAUCACUCCGCUGCUCUCCGACUAAGCCCUGCAAGAUCGGAUGUUGCAGCAACACCGGUGUCUGCGGAUUGGGUCCGGAUUUCUGUGGAAAGAAUUGCAUCUCCUCGUGCGAUCAGAAAAGGUAUGCCCUUGAUGCAUCAAGUUUGGCUUCUGCGGGACGACCGAAGACUUCUGUGGCAACAAGACCGUUCAGAAGCCAUCGUGUUCAGGUACCAGGUGAGCAUUGAAGUUCUCUUAGGCUUUCCUUUACUGACAAUCUUCAGCUCCAACAAGCGGUCAAUUGGGUACUACGAAGGAUGGUCCAUCACUCGAGCCUGUUAUGGAAUGAUGCCCGAGCAGCUUCCUGUGGGAGCAUACACCCAUCUGAACUUCGCGUUUGCCUUUAUCGAUCCCAAGUCCUUCAAGGUGGCCCCCAUGAGCGGGGCUGACACUGAGCUCUACCCUCGUUUCACUUCACUGAAAGACUCCAAUCCCGGCCUCCAGACAUGGAUAUCAAUUGGUGGGUGGUCUAUGAACGAUCCAGAUCAACCAACAGCCACGACCUUUUCCGAUUUGGCGGGAUCCAGCAGUGCGCAGUCCGCAUUUUUCAGCUCGCUGCUCUCUUUCCUCCAGACGUAUGGCUUUGACGGCGUCGAUAUUGACUGGGAAUAUCCCGUCGCGUCUGAAAGAUCUGGAAAACCUGCCGAUUUUAAGAACUUUGUUUCAUUUCUGAAGAACCUUCGUUCGGCUCUGGGAGGCAGUGGCCAUAAUUACGGGUUGACUAUCACGGUUCCUUCGAGCUAUUGGUAUAUGCAACACUUUGAUAUUGUCGCAAUCGAAAAGAUCAUUGACUGGUUCAAUGUCAUGACCUAUGACUUGCAUGGCACAUGGGACUCCACCGACAAAUUCAUCGGACCCAUCGUGAAUGCGCAUACCAAUCUCACGGAAAUUGAUCUGACUAUGGAUCUGUUCUGGAGAAACAAGAUUGAUCCGGACAAAAUCGUCAUGGGUCUGGGAUUCUAUGGGCGGAGCUUUACUCUCUCGAACCCAUCCUGCACGACUCCUGGCUGUGGCUUCAGCGGAGGAGGGAACCCCGGAAAAUGCUCAGCCAGUGCAGGGACCCUUAUGUAUUCGGAAAUCCAGGACAUCCUGGCGAACGAAGUCACACCUACUCUAGACAAAAAGGCCGCUGUCAAGCAAAUAGUUUGGGAUAAAGAUCAAUGGGUCUCGUAUGAUGAUCAAGAAACUCUCAAAAUGAAGGCAGACUAUGCCAAUGGCAAGUGCCUUGGUGGUACAAUGGUUUGGGCCGUCUCCACCGACGACACGGUGGGAUCUGCCGCGCAAGCUUAUAUCAAGAACAACGGGCUGGUAGCCCGCAGUCUGUUCGGCGGUGGCGCAAACCCCAAGCAAGAGGAUGUCCUAUCCGUUUGUAUCUGGGGUGAGUGUGGCAAGGACUGUCCAAGUAACUCUCGCCCCGCUCAACGCAGUGAUGGUAAGAACCGUGGCAAUGCGGGAAUAUACACAGGCUGCUCUGAGGGACAGACCCGAAAUUAUUGCUGUCCUAAGGAUCAGGAGAUCCCCACCUGCCAGUGGCGUGGUGGAGCGCCGUUUUGUAAUGGGAGAUGCCAUGAGGGAGAGGUGCAAGUUUCGUCCGAUACCAGUGGCACUGGUGCCGAGUGCUGGACAGGACAUAAAGUCUUGUGUUGUACCUCAACCAAGUCGGAUGCUGGAAUCGGGCAGUGCAGUGAGUUUCCUCUGAGCCAAUUUUAA
This is a messenger RNA of Aspergillus clavatus NRRL 1, 1803 nucleotides long. Its product is annotated as glycoside hydrolase family 18 protein. Gene Ontology annotation, molecular function: hydrolase activity, hydrolyzing O-glycosyl compounds; chitin binding. The transcript has 8 exons. The coding region runs from base 1 to 1803 and encodes 600 amino acids. Gene Ontology annotation, biological process: carbohydrate metabolic process. Lineage: Eukaryota; Fungi; Ascomycota; Eurotiomycetes; Eurotiales; Aspergillaceae. The record is from RefSeq and is a predicted model, not a curated record.